AUGUCCCGCCAUCGCGCCGUCAAGAACCUCGACCUUGCAGACGAAUUGGACGAUGGAGGCUUCGACGAGGGCGGUGAUUACUACGAAGACAUGACGUCGGAACAGCAGGCGCAAAUGGCGCAGGCGCUCUCUGCGGUUCAAGCGGUUCUCGGCACCGACAGCGGCAUUUCCGACAAGUCGAUUCGCGAUGCGCUUUGGGACAGCUACUUCGAUGUGGACGGGACCAUCGCCUAUCUCCUCGACGAACAACACAAGAAGGAGGCCCGACGAAAGAAAGAAGAAGACGUCCCGCCUACCGCCUCUCUCGCCUCCCUCUCGCUCGACAAAUCGCCCGAGCCAGCGCCAGUCCCUGCCGCGACAACAGAGCCCCCGAAGAACAAGCUCGCGGCGAAGAUGGCGGCAAAUCGGGCGGCAAGGGCUGCAGCCGCAUCUUCCGCUCCUCCGUCUUCCGCGCCUGCCGCUCCCACCCCGACCGCGCAAGCCGCUCCGCCUCCCGAGAAGAAGCUUUCGAAGCUGCAGCAGAAGAUGCUGUCUUCUCGGGCGGCGAAAGCUGCUCCGGCUGCCGCUCCUCCAGCCUCCUCUGAAUCCGGACCCGCGCCCCCGCCCCCUCCUGUCGCGACAUCUCCGCCGUCGGAGUCGAGCGCUUCGGCCGACGAACCCAUGGCCAUCGACUCGUCAGCCUUCUCUUCGACGUCGCUCGUCGCCGGUCCAUCUUCCUUCGCCAAUGCCCUCACUCCUUCGCACCGGGCCUUCCUCGCACCUGUCGCGCAGCGCAUCGCGUCGACCGUACCUCUCUCCGUCGCCGUCGAGCCGUCAAUGGCAGCGCGCUUCGGGCCGAGUCCGGAUGACAAGGUGCUGGAGGCGAGGAAGGGGACUGCAUUGGGCGCAGGCGCUCGAGGCGGUCUGGCUGAAAACCGCCUGGCGAAACAAGCGCGCAAGGCUGCGUCGGCGGCAUCGUCCCAGCCGGGCUCGGCGAAGAACUCGCGACCAGCGACGCCUGCACCCGGAGCUGCCAAGCCGAAGAAGGUCGCGCCUGCAGCGGGUUCGUCCGCGAAACCUGCGGCAGCAGGGCCAGUGAGCCAGCUGCGGACGGAUAUGGAGGCGAUGGGUCUUGGAGACGGCAGCUCGAGUCGAGAAGAGGAGCGGAUGCAGGUGGACGAGGAGCCGGCGCCGGCGAUCAUGAUGUCGAAGGAGAAGAUUCUGAAGGAGGUCAAGGCGAAGGCUGCGACGGAGAAACCCGUCUUGUCGUUGGUCGUGAUCGGCCACGUCGACGCCGGCAAGUCGACCUUGAUGGGACGCGUUCUGCACGAGCUCGGCGAGACUAUCGACCGGGAAGUCGCCAACAACCAGCGACAGAGCGAGAAGAUUGGCAAGGGCAGCUUCGCAUACGCCUGGACCUUUGAUGCGAUGGACGAGGAGCGGGAACGCGGCGUCACCAUCGACGUUGCAAUCGACACCUUCUCGACGCAACGGAAACGCUUCACCCUCAUUGACGCACCCGGUCACCGCGACUUUGUGCCAAACAUGAUCUCGGGAGCUGCUCAGGCGGACGUUGCGAUCCUGGUCGUCGAUGGUGCGAGCGGCGCAUUCGAAAAGGGAUUCGAGGGCGGCGGGCAGACGAGGGAGCACGCGCUGCUUGUGCGCAGUCUCGGCGUGCAACAGAUCAUCGUCGCUGUUAACAAGCUCGAUGCCGUCCGCUGGUCGCAAGUCCGCUACAAGAACAUCUUCGACCAACUCUUCCCCUUCCUCACCGACAUCGGCUUCAUGUCCCACAAAAUCACCUUCGUGCCCGUCAGCGCGACAUCAGGCGAGAACCUGACGAAGCAGACGAACGAGCUACUGCGCGCUUGGUACAACGGCCCGACGCUUGUCGAAGAACUCGACUCACUUCCUGUCCCGACUCGCGCGCUGGACGUGCCUCUGCGGAUACCCGUCUCGAACGUCUUCAAGGGACAGUCGGCGACAGCAUCCGCUCUCGCCGUCACCGGUCGCGUCGAGAGCGGCAUCGUGCAAGUUGGCGAGAAGCUUGCGGCGCUUCCUGGUGAUGAGAGCGGCAUCGUUCGAGCGCUCGAGGUCGAUGGCGAGCUUGUGCCGUACGCAACGGCUGGCGCGAAUGCGACAAUCUUCCUUUCCGGCAUCGAAGCCAACCAGCUCAGCGUCGGAUCCGUCCUCUGUCCUCCCUCUCAGCCAGUCCCCGUCGUCUCGACCUUCACUGCCCAGGUGCUCGUCUUCGAGCCGAAGCAUCCCAUCACGGCCGGCUAUGCGGUCGAGCUGUUCCACCACAGCCGCGACAUCCCCGCCUCCAUCGUCGCCCUCGAAGCCAUGCUCGACAAGACGACGGGCAAGGUCACGAAGACCGCUCCUCGUAUGCUCCCGAAGAACUCAUCCGCCCGCAUCCGAGUCCAGCUACGCAACGCUGCGACAGGCGGGCGUUCGGGCGCGAUCCCGAUCGAGCCGUUCGCGGUCAACAAGGCGAUGGGCCGCGUUCUCUUCAGGCGGAAUGGCGAGACGGUUGCAGCGGGUGUCGUGCUCGAGACAUUGCAAUGA
This is a messenger RNA of Rhodotorula toruloides NP11, 2547 nucleotides long. Its product is annotated as elongation factor 1 alpha-like protein. Gene Ontology annotation, biological process: translation. The record is from RefSeq and is a predicted model, not a curated record. The coding region runs from base 1 to 2547 and encodes 848 amino acids. Gene Ontology annotation, molecular function: GTP binding; GTPase activity. The transcript has 14 exons. Lineage: Eukaryota; Fungi; Basidiomycota; Microbotryomycetes; Sporidiobolales; Sporidiobolaceae.